AGAAGGUGGAUGUGGCUACUUCCUGGAUGGCUCGAUGUGUCUCGAACUCGCGAAGUGCCGGUAGAAGAGAGUAGUUCGCUCGGUCUGGGAUAGCUCCUGGUAGCACUACCCCGUCUGAACACCAGUCAGCCACAACUCGACUCGACCUGCCGAAGGUUUUGAUGGCGUUGGCUUGAUGGGGUCCGGGCGUGCGACAAAGUGAUGGUCUAAGGACUCGCCAGGCACAGAGGUGCUAGCGCGUGGAAUAAUGCGCUGGUCAGUGCACCUAGAAGGAGGGCCGCGGCGAGUCAACCAUGCUGCUGUGGCUGUGGGGCACAAAGUGUACUCCUUUGGAGGCUACUGCUCCGGAGAGGACUACGAGACUCUCCGUCAGAUUGAUGUGCACAUCUUUAACACAGUGUCUCUGCGCUGGAUGAAGUUGCCUCCAGUGAGGAUGGGAGCCCAUGAGCGUGCCUAUGAGGUGCCCUAUAUGCGUUAUGGACACACAGCUGUGCUGCUGGAUGACUCUAUCUACCUCUGGGGUGGGCGCAACGACACAGAGGGGGCCUGCGAUGUGCUUUAUGCCUUCGAUGUCAGCACCCACAGAUGGUUCACGCCCAAGGUUACGGGGGCUGUUCCAGGGGCAAGGGAUGGCCACUCCGCCUGCGUCCUGCGGAAGGCGAUGUAUAUAUUUGGAGGAUAUGAACAGCUGGCUGACUGCUUCUCCAAUGACAUCCACAAGCUGGACACCAACACCAUGGUCUGGUCAUUAAUAAAUACAAGAAACACACCGGCGCGCUGGAGAGACUUCCACUCAGCCACCAUCAUCGGGACAAAGAUGUUUGUGUUUGGAGGUCGAGCCGACCGCUUUGGUCCCUUCCACUCUGACAAUGAGAUCUACUGCAACAAGAUCAAAGUGUUCGACACAGAGACUAACUGCUGGCUGAGCACCCCUCCAACACAGCCUUCGCCAGACGGACGCAGGAGUCAUUCAGCCUUUUCCUACAAAGGAGAGCUGUACGUAUUUGGAGGAUACAAUGCUCGCCUGGACCAGCACUUCAACGACCUCUGGAAAUUCAACCCAGAAGCCUUUUCCUGGAAGAAAGUAGAGCCGAGGGGGAAAGGCCCAUGCCCGCGGAGACGACAGUGCUGUUGUAUGGUGGGAGAUCGAAUCAUCCUCUUUGGAGGAACAAGUCCCUGUCCAGAGCAAGGAAUGGGGGAUGAAUUUAACCUCAUGGAUCAUUCAGACCUGUAUAUCUUAGACUUCAGCCCUAAUUUGAAGACAUUAUGCAAAAUAGCUGUUCUUCAGUACAGUCUGGAGCAGUCGGGACUCCCACAUGAUAUCAGGUGGGAACUGGCAGCCAUGACCACCAACAGCAACAUCAGCAGGCCCAUCUUCUCCUCCCAUGGUUGAUGCUACUGAACCUGAGCUCUGCUUCAGGACACUGGGCCGUUCUCCUUCUAAUCAACUUGAGACCGGGACUGUUUUUGUAGAGUUUGGAUCUGUGUUGGAUUUAUUUUCCACAUUCUUCAAGUGAAACUCAUUACUGACCAAAAUACCCUGCCUAUGACUUCCUUGGACACCACAAGCUCUCAACAUGUCCAAGGAUAUUUUAACUCUUGAAAAGACGGUGGUUAUGUGAGACAAAAACGCUGACACGUGUUCAUCCUUUCUCUCUUCUUUCUAGCCUCUCUAGAAAAAUCCAAUCAGCCUAUGAUAAUCAUAGACUUCGAAGCUUAAGCACAGGAAGAGAUGAGAACUUCAGCCAAAGGUCUUGAGAGUGAACCUUCUUGUUGACACUCAACAGAGCUCCCCGAAGAAACAAAUGUGAACCUUCUGUUCUGAAGAGACUGAGGUGGUUGAGAGUUUUUGUAUCUUGGUCCUAAAACCAUGGAAAACUACCACGUCAUUUAUGACAAAUGUAAUAAUUGUUAGCAGUAUACGGAGGAGCUAACCUUACUACUCUGGUAAAUGCAAGGAGAGAAUAUCAAGUACCACAAUGUCAGGGUAUAACGCUUGUGAAAGGUUGUUUGACUGGUUUUCAAUGCUUGGCUUCCUUCAUCAUAUCUUGGCUGACCCCCAAAACCCCUAUCUUAAGUGUCUCAAAGGUAAAUUGCAAGGCGGCUGUCAGUCUUGCAGAAUAAUCAAGUCCAUCUACCUCCGUCAAUAGAUAGCAUGUAUCAUUGAGACUUCUCACACAUGAACCAUCUUCAGUAACUUCCCCUUAAAAACAGAAGCCUUUUCACAGGGAAGUUUGUAUCAGUGGUCGUCUGUUAUAAUCUUCCAAGAAUUGUCACAGUGUCCGUGGAAGAGUGUGACUCAUCUGCGCCCCCCCCCUACCCCUGUAGUUUGUUUUUCAGUGCCAAAUGUGGAAGGGAAUCAUGAUGCAAACACACUGCGUACGUGUAGGGUCACAUGAUCCCCGCCCACCUGCUUCAGUUUGUCCCUCGUCUUCGCCGACAGGGAGAUUUCCACUGACAUGCAUAAUGUAACUGUUCCUCUUAUAGACAAUCCUACAGCGUUGGGAAGCUGUCCACGUGACCCGCGUCUUCAGAAUGCACACGGAAAUAAACCUGGAAAGCAUGCUUGCCUGUUUGUGUACGACUGCGAGCAAAGCUACGCCUGAGCAGAUGUUUGAAAUGCAUAAGGGCUGUUAUUGGAUUACAAACUCACAGCUUGAAAAUAUCACGGGAAAGCUCAAAUUCUGGAUAUUUAUUCAGGUUUUUAUUUCAUUGAUCCUAAAAUAGGAAUGGUGGUGGUCCUUUUUUAAAUUUUAUUACCAAACACUAUUAUUAAAAAAUAAUUACAACUACAAUAAAAGGAAAUUAUGAUAUUCAGUAUUUUUGAACAUGUCAACAACAGCUGGACACUGUAGUUUUUUAUUGUUACUCUAACAGGAGUAAAGAGGAUUUUUUGGAAACUAUUUCAGCCAAUGACAGUUUAUGUAUGAUUGACUUAAUUUCUUCAUUAUUGUGAAGAAACUUGUCACCCAGUGCAACUCUGUGAAUCAUUUCUGUCUUUUGAUAUUUUCUGUACAAUGUUGAAAGUCUACAGAAUAGGAAAUAACAAGCUGUGGUUUCACAAACGUUGGUUUUGGUUUUUGUUGACAAUAAGAAAAUGUCGAAUAUCACCAGACUUCACCAAGUCUUUUAAAGUCAUUCACCUUUAGAAUGAAAUGAACAACUUGGCGAUGAUGAAUACAGGCAGGAGACAUGUUAGAGUAUUAACACUGCCUUCUCAUUCUAACACUUACCAUGGAUGAUCGUUGUAACAGUACAAAGCCCUGAACUUUGCAAAACUAGGAUUAGAACAGGAACCAUGUAACUACACACACACUUGUGAGCAGUCCUGGUCUCUGGGACAGAGUGUGCUGCUGUUUUCUGUCCUGCCAGAUGUAAAAAUUUGAUCUGUAUCAGUUUUGUCCCCGAUCGGCUCAGUAGAAUCUGACUUGGGUCCUAAACAUCAGGACUGAAUAACGCUGACCUACUUCCUAAUUGUUUACAAAUCUGUGUAUUUCAUGUAAAGCAGUGUGAAACAAUCUUAGAUGCAGGUGGAAGUCGCCAGGUAACUGCACUAAAAGCCAAAACUUGGCAUGUCGGGCCUUACAGAGAGGAGACAUGUCGAUGCUGCUUCUUGCCUAUGGAGACUCCAGAGUUUGAGACAUUUGCCAAGUCAGAUUUUUUUAUUUACAGACCGGUGGUGCCAAUGUGACUCAGUGAGUCUCACGCUCUCUGCACUGCAAAUGCACUCGGACAUAUCACACACUUGAAAUCCCUCAGUACCCCAGUCACUUGGACUUUACAACAGGUAAUGCAGUAAAACCACAGGGAAGCUAACUGUGUGUCUGCACACACACACACGCAUAUAUUUACAAAAAUAACUUGUGAACAAAUCAAACUGUUAAUGUGACACCAAAUGGCUGUUUCUGAUGUGUGGUGUGGGAGUCAUUUUUAUUUGGGGAGUUUGGUCUUUUUGUUGCUUGAAGAUUAUGGGUGAUGGUAUUUUAAGUCAAGACCCUUUCAGGAAUAUAAUGUGAAGUGAAUGACAAUGUAGACACUAUGGUCAAAAAUAAAAUACCUGCAUAAAAACAAACUCCUCAGUGAUGGUCACUCAGUAUAUCGGCGCUACAUUUUAAUGGCAGUGAUGUAAAACGCGGCUUUCGCUCUUGUUUCACCAAAAUAAAAGCAUUAAAUUAAAGCGCACAGUUAUUAUUUGCCAAGCAGAACUAUGUGACCCAGCUGAUGUCAUGCCAAGAAGUGUAUGCUGUGUAGGGCUCAAAAUAUUUUGUAGAAUAAUUCAUAACAAUUAAUGCUUAGGAAAAAAUCAGAACAAAGUAUAGAGUGUGUUUUGAUUCAUUUUACAACUGUGCAGGCCCCCUGUGCUUAUUGUUUUUUUUUUUACUUUAUAUUUUUACUUUUUAAUUUGGAGGGGACUCUGAAAUCUGUUGAUGUGGGUCAGGACUUCCUGUGCAAUAUGCUUUAUAACUAUCAAUAAAAAAACAAUUUGAGCUGUUAA
Hippoglossus stenolepis (Pacific halibut) is the source of this 4495-nucleotide messenger RNA. It is a transcript of the gene klhdc3, whose product is annotated as kelch domain containing 3. Gene Ontology annotation, cellular component: cytoplasm. The transcript has 11 exons. The record is from RefSeq and is a predicted model, not a curated record. NCBI's taxonomy places the organism in Eukaryota, Metazoa, Chordata, Actinopteri, Pleuronectiformes, Pleuronectidae. Bases 248 to 1393 code for a protein of 381 amino acids. Gene Ontology annotation, molecular function: protein binding; chromatin binding.